Molecule: messenger RNA, 339 nt
Organism: Colletotrichum navitas
Lineage: Eukaryota; Fungi; Ascomycota; Sordariomycetes; Glomerellales; Glomerellaceae
Exons: 1
Coding region: 143-307 (54 amino acids)
Source: RefSeq, a predicted model, not a curated record
CGCAAACUCAUUUUCCAGACAAGAGAAAAUCGGCCACCGCCACGAUGGAUUAACCGACCCGGUGGGUGCUUCUGUCAAGGAUUGCAGCCUUCUCCUCCCCCGACCCGACCCUCCCUUGUCUCCGCGAAGCCAGGAGCACCAGAUGGCCCAAACAGACCUGAUAGAGCGCCCCUCGCCCCUCUUCAGCCCCGAGAGAGAGAGGGGUAAAUACAACAACUGCCCUGGCGGAUUCCCGAUCCGACGCACACCAUCGUGCAAGGCAUGUCUCCCAAAUACGGUCAAUGGAUGUACGUACAUGUGUACGUAAGUGGUAAGUAUCUCGCAGAAAGCCCGGCCGCC